CAUUGAAUACAGGUCUCCGAUUCGUUUCACCCAUGCAUUUCUUUUCUCUAUGUUCGAGGCGCAGACACAUAUACUUUUUAUUCAUAAACUGAAAGUGGCCUCCGUGGUCCAAACAUUUUGUCGCACACGUUGAAUUGUAAGUAGUAUCUGCACGAUGGACUAUGACGAAGUCAUCAAGAAAAUUGGCACAUUUGGAAAAUUUCAACUUCGUCUCUAUGUCGUGCUGUUCUUUCCGGUGAUUUUUAAUUCUUUCAGCACACCUAUUAUCAUAUUUUUCCUUGGAGACCAAUCUUUCAGGUGUAAACUUCCGGAUUGGUCAAAUGAUACUUACGCCAUCCAAAGCAGCUACCAUGAAUCUGCCAUCAAUUCCUCCAUCCCCACCACGUCAGAUGGGAAAUACAGCGAAUGUAAAGUCAUUCGUAAUGGAACAAGUGAAAAAUGUACAGAAUGGGUCUUCGAUAUUUCAACGUCUACUAAUACUAUUGCUUCACAGUUUAACCUGGUGUGUGACAGAAUGAUGCUGCGUCCUCUCGCCAUGACCACCUACUUCAUCGGGUACGCCACAUCCACCGUCUUCCUGUCCAUCGUUGGAGACAUAAUCGGCCGGCGACUGGAAUGCUGUGUAUGUCUCACCUGUCUGUUCGUCACCAAUAUCAUCAUGCCAUUCUCAACAUCCGUCUACAUGUUCGGCGUCCUUCGCUUCCUUGACGGAUUUUUCGCGUCCACCAGCUACCGAACCAUCUUCAUAAUGGGGUUGGAAUUCAUGACACCGAAAUUUCGCCUGGUUUCCGGUACUGUCAUGCUGAUCGUCUACUGUACGGGGGCGUAUGUACUCGUCUUCAUUGCCUAUUUCAUCCGAGACUGGAGGUGGUUACAGCUGACUGUCGCUAUGCCGAUGGCAAUACCUAUCAUCUACUGGUGGCCGAGAAUUUUUCCAGAAUCUCCGAGAUGGCUGAUAUCUCGUGGAAGAUACGAGGAAGCUACGAAAAUCUUGCAGCAUGCAGCGAAGAUGAAUAAGAAAACGUUUGACGAUGACGUCACCUUGUUGAAGAUUAAUGAGAAAAGCAAAACAGAUGAGGGAAUAAUGCAUAUCCUUAAGGACCUUUUCAAAUCGAAAGAGCUGGUCAUUCGAUUGCUCAUCAUUGCAGCAAACUGGUUCACCGUUGCCUUUAUAUACUAUGGUUUGACGAUCAACAUAGGGAAAUUUGGCGGGAACUUGUACUCCAAUUACGCCGUCUCUAUCACGGCGGAACUGCUGGGAUACCUAACGGGCUUCCUUCUCGAUAAAACGGGGAGAAAACCGAUGCAUCUUGGUGUCUUUUUUGGAAGUUCGGUCGCGUGUUUCCUUUCUCUUGUCCCGAUACUUGUGUUGGAUGAAUCAUAUAACUGGUUGUUGAUCGUGUUCGCUAUGAUUGGGAAGUUCGGAGUAUCUGCAGGAUUCGGGGAGAUCUACUUAUACACAGGAGAAUUGUUCCCGACCGUCGUCCGGAGCCUCAUUAUGGGUCUCUCUGGGGCAGGGUCACGGAUAGGAGCCAUACUCUCUCCAUACAUGUUUUAUCUGGCUGAUGGGAUAUUUGGAAAGGUGCUACCCUUCUUGAUAUACGGAAUAUUGACCUUCUGCGUUGCGAUCUUAUCACUGAAACUUCCAGAGACAAAAUUAACCAAAUUACCCCAACAAGUGCAAGACGCGCACAUUGAGGAAAAUACCAAAGAUUCAUCUAUAAAAAAAGAUGGAGAAGAUGCAGAGGAACUAGACGGAUUUGUAGAAAAUGAAUUUUGAUAAAAGCAGCGUGUUUUGAAAAUGCUUCAAACAAUAUGCAAGCUUGGAACAAACACGCCACGUGACAUUUGUAGUCACAUCCACCCAGUGUGCAUGUAUACACCGUGACGUAACCACAUCUACAGGAUCCUAAUAUCAGAACAAACUCUCUUGGAAUUCUGAUUACACUUUCUCCGCUGUAUGUCUUCCUCACAGAAUUGAGACUCAGACUAUUUUAAGUGGCACAGUCCCGGGACCAGUAUACCCGAAAGAGCAUUUCCUGUUGUGUAUUAGUCUAAUUAAUGCUCUUAACUAACUACUCGUAUAUACAUUUAUUUUACCUCGGAUUAGGUUUGUGCUCUGUCAUUGGAUAAAACGCAUCACGCGAUUGUCGGCUAUACAUGUAUGUCACUGGACAGCUAGUAGCAAAGAUAUAGACAGCUAGUAGUCAAAAUAUAGAUGGGCGUUUUCGGAAUUAACGACAGAUGCUGUAUGAAAAAAAAUAUCUGAUGUCGUACGGUCCUUGAAAAGUAGAAUAGUUAUCGGGAAUAUAAGGUUUUUUUGCCUCGCAGUCUAUGGACUGAUACAUUUCUAUAAACGGUCAGUAAUAAAUCUUCUACAGAAAGGUAA
This is a messenger RNA of Ostrea edulis (European flat oyster), 2389 nucleotides long. Its product is annotated as organic cation transporter protein-like. Gene Ontology annotation, molecular function: transmembrane transporter activity. Gene Ontology annotation, biological process: transmembrane transport. The transcript has 10 exons. NCBI's taxonomy places the organism in Eukaryota, Metazoa, Mollusca, Bivalvia, Ostreida, Ostreidae. The record is from RefSeq and is a predicted model, not a curated record. Gene Ontology annotation, cellular component: membrane. Bases 155 to 1780 code for a protein of 541 amino acids.